AUGAACGUAGAACUAGACAAGAUCCAGAUACCUGAUUAUCCUUCAGGAUCGUACAACUUUAUUCGUCGUCUCCGGAGGGAGAAGGAAUUGCCAUUGCUAUCGCCGGUCAAGUGCAAGUUGUCGAACGGAACAGCUGCGCAUGCAACGAGACAGACCAAAACAAGCAUAACGAAUGGAACGAAUGGGACCUCGGAGCAACCAUGGGCGAAAUUGAACGUGGCUAUCAUCGGCGCCGGCGUUGGAGGUCUCUCGAAUGCGAUUGCUUUGGCUCAAACGGGCCACGUUGUGUCUGUCUACGAACAGGCUUCCGCUUUGAGUGAGGUCGGAGCUGGUAUCCAAAUCCCACCAAAUUCGACCCGCAUUCUCCAUUCAUGGGGUCUCCGUUCUGCUCUCGAGCGGCGGUCUGUCAAGCCAGCGGCCCUGCUUUGGCGACGUUGGGAAGAUGGAUCCGUCAUCGGAAAAGCCAAGCUCAAUCCGGAUAUUGAGCAAUGGUUUGGCUCACCCUACUAUGUGACCCAUAGAGCACAUUUGCAUGAGGUUCUGCAUGACCGGACGGUCGAACUGGGUGUGCCUGUGUAUUUGUCCAAAAAGGUGCAGAAGUACGACAUGCAAAAUGGUGAAGUGACAUUUUUUGAUGGCCAGACGAUCAAGGCGGAUCUAAUAGUUGCUGCCGACGGACUGAAGUCGUUGGCUCGCCAUGAGCUCAAUGGCGACAAAGACAAAGGACCGUGGGGCCAUGGGCUUUCUGCAUACCGAGGGACAAUUUCCGUAGCCGACAUGAAGGCAGACCCUAUGACCAGAUGGAUUCUCGAGCAGCCGAAUCUAAAUCUGUGGGUCGGGCACAACCUACAUGUAAUGAGCUAUGCCAUUGCUGGGGGAGAACGUUUCAAUCUGGUCGUCACUCAUCCACAAAGUCGGGAUGGAGCAGAAGAGAAAUCAAUGCCUCAGAUACUGGAGGAAAUGAGGUCACAAUUUGUUGGGUGGGAUCCAUGUCUGAGACGGCUGUUAGAGUUGGUGACUUCAACUUUAGACUGGCCUAUUAACUGCAUCGACAUUCCUGACAUCUGGUCUUCUGAUUCCGGCAAAGUCUUGAUAACCGGCGACGCAGCUCACGCGAUGGUUCCGUACAUGGCCUUGGGAGCUGCCAUGGCUGUGGAAGAUGCUGCUGCGUUAGCGGCCUCGUUGAAGCAUGUUCGAUCAAUAGAGGAUCUUCCAGUAGCAAUAUCCAAAUGGGAAGAAAUGCGCAAACCUCGGGUGAAGAGAGUCCACGAAGCCAGUUACGCACAUGGCUUGAUACUACAUCUUCCGGACGGGCCAGUACAGCGAGCUCGUGAUGAGGCCAUGAAGGUGGAAGUGCAAGGCGAAGAGUACAAGGAGAGCCCUAAUCAAUGGAGUGACCCAGUGUUGACCGAGUGGGCGUAUUCACAUGAUCCGCAGGCAGAAAUCGAGAGGUUGUGGUCGGCUAUUGGUGAAUAG
Messenger RNA from Fonsecaea multimorphosa CBS 102226, 1476 nucleotides. RefSeq lists its product as uncharacterized. Gene Ontology annotation, molecular function: monooxygenase activity; FAD binding. Gene Ontology annotation, biological process: secondary metabolite biosynthetic process. The record is from RefSeq and is a predicted model, not a curated record. The transcript is spliced from 6 exons. NCBI's taxonomy places the organism in Eukaryota, Fungi, Ascomycota, Eurotiomycetes, Chaetothyriales, Herpotrichiellaceae. The coding region runs from base 1 to 1476 and encodes 491 amino acids.